Molecule: messenger RNA, 1422 nt
Organism: Dicrocoelium dendriticum
Lineage: Eukaryota; Metazoa; Platyhelminthes; Trematoda; Plagiorchiida; Dicrocoeliidae
Source: the annotation of a GenBank genome assembly
AUGAAUACUGAAACUUCUCCGGAUGAUCCGACAGGAAACGAUGACGUCACGGUGGGCAAGUUUUAUGCAACGUUUCUCAUUCAGGAGUGGUUUCGCCGCUGGAAACAAAAGAAGGCAGAGGAACAGAAGGCUCUUUUACACGGACAGGGGAAGCGGCACUCCAUACUGCCUUUCAAAAGUCGACAGUCAAUACUACUUGUGGAGCCAAACGCAGCAGCAGCUGCCGCUUCUGGUACAACGGAAACUGCUGCCAAACGGGGAUCUGGAAGCCUGACUGAAUCAGAUAAUCACCCCGGUCUGUUCGGCACAAUGAUGCAGGCACUUCAUCGAGUGAGUGGCUCCAGACCUGCGCCAACCUCAGCCAGGAUCCCCAGUCAGUAUGACCUUGAACGGACAUCUCCUUCAGAAACAAACAGCGGCUCACCCCCGGAAGUGGACAAGUCGGUACCUAUGGACCCACACUUGUCGACGUCUACUCAGAACGCCUUGGCUGAUGAUAUACGCAAACUCUCUCGCUCCUUCACUCAUUCAAGGCGCUUGCCACCUGUUCCCUCAAAAAUACUUCCAACAGUCACUUCGAGGAACGAACUAGAAGCAGUAUCGGCCACACAGGUUUCAUCUAAGUGGGACUACGGGGAAGCGUUACCCGAGGAACACGAGGAGUGGAACUCCAGCUUCGAGGAGCUACCCAAAAAGCCUCAAACACGUUCAUCUGAACAUAACACCUCGAAAGCUCUACACCUCAUGGAGUCACAGCAGGUCAUGUCCCAGCAACACAUCUCAAACGACAGGGACUACACACGACCCAUUCCUCUCCAUUAUCCUCUCAGUCGAUCAGAGCAAGUCAACCGUCGCACACUUAGAAGCGUAAUGACACCAAUGAUUGCAAGUUACGCUGAGCCAAGUUCCCCUGAUUCCACAGAAAGUGGCAGUGAUCGACUGUCUGCGUAUGCCAGAGGUGACACGCCUAGCCCUGCCCCCUCAAUCGGAGCUGCCAUAUUACAGCCUAAUGUCUAUCCUGGAUCUCGUACCAAAGGCAUUCAAGGACGGCGGCGCCAGCAGCUGGACGUUUCCGAUUACACAAUCUACAGGAGUGUUCCCCGUGAUUUCGCCCUAGUGCCUCCCCCAAAGACAAACGAACUUUAUGCGGAUAUGAAAACGCCCACUUGGACAGCAAGUUUACCGGAUGCACCAAUGGUGAUUCGGACGGAGCCGCAUCAAGGGAGGAGGAAAUAUCGCCGACAACUUCCUGAAAUACCACAGCAGAAGCAGGUGACGGAGGCAAGCGCAAUCAGAACCGAACCACCUGGCGGGUUUUUCGCGAAUGGGCUCAUCCGCCUCCCUGAUCUUGACAAUAGUGAAGCCGAUUGUUCACGUAGCAACAACUCCCCGGGCCCUCCAUUAGGUGGGUGUACGAGUUAA